AUGGAUGCCUGCAACACCUGUCAAGAAGAUCAUUAUCCUAAUAAGGAACAAAAUCAAUGCAUACCUAAGAUAUUUUCCUUCCUGUCUUAUGAGGAACCCUUGGGAAUGGGGUUAGCCAUUUCUGCAUAUUUCUUUGUUUUCAUCACAGUUUGGAUUUUAUGGAUUUUUAUAAAGUAUCGCAACACUCCUAUUGUCAAAGCCAACAACAGGAGCCUCACUUAUAUCCUCUUAACUUUUCUUCUCCUCUGCUUCCUAUCUUCAUCACUCUUUAUUGGCAAACCGCAUAAGCUGACUUGUCUCUUCCGCCAAAUGGCUUUUGGAAUCAUCUUUUCAGUGGCUGUUUCAUGUGUGCUAUCAAAAAAUGUUACUGUGAUUGUGGCUUUCCUUGCCACCCAACCAGGAUCUAGAAUGAGAAAGUGGAUGGGGAAAAAAGUAGCCAAUGCUAUAAUUCUUUUCUGUUCUUCUAUUCAAGUAGGCAUAUGCCUUAUCUGGUUGGCUACUACUCCCCCUUUUCCUGAUGUUGAUAUGCAUUCAAUGGCUGAAGAAAUUGUGUUAGGGUGUAAUGAAGGGUCAACUGCCAUGUUCUAUUGUGUUUUAGGUUACAUGGGUUUCCUGGCUUUUGUGAGUUUCCUUGUGGCAUUCUUUGCAAGGAAGUUACCUGACAGCUUCAAUGAAGCCAAGUUCAUAACCUUCAGCAUGUUGGCCUUUUGCAGUGUUUGGAUAUCCUUUAUUCCUACAUACUUGAGUACUAAGGGAAAAUACAUGGUGGUGGUAGAAAUCUUCUCUAUAUUGGCUUCCACUGCUGGACUGCUGUUUUGCAUCUUUUCCCCCAAAUGCUACAUUAUUUUGCUGCGGCCAGAACUAAACAAAAGAAAUGAAGUAAUAAAACGAAAAAGAUAA
This is a messenger RNA of Thamnophis elegans (Western terrestrial garter snake), 900 nucleotides long. Its product is annotated as vomeronasal type-2 receptor 26-like. The record is from RefSeq and is a predicted model, not a curated record. Gene Ontology annotation, biological process: G protein-coupled receptor signaling pathway. The transcript has a single exon. The coding region runs from base 1 to 900 and encodes 299 amino acids. Lineage: Eukaryota; Metazoa; Chordata; Lepidosauria; Squamata; Natricidae. Gene Ontology annotation, molecular function: G protein-coupled receptor activity. Gene Ontology annotation, cellular component: membrane.